AUGGACGCGAUGCAUUCCGCCAUUCACUCGAGCGGCGACGAUCGAAGCAACGGAGCUAGCGUUUCCGCCGCCUCGCCUCGUACCGAUGGCGAUAUUUCCGCCGAGUCUCUGCGCGACCUCCACGCCUCCGCCGCCGAGCCGCUGCUUGGCAGCAGCAGAUCUUCCGCCUCCGCUUCCGCCUCUCCGCUCGUUAAGAGAUCCGCCGCUGCUGCGACUAGCGCUUACGAGCCAAUCGAAAACGGCAACGUGGCAGCUACGAGCACGAGCGUGCCAAUGAGAGAGGUCCACGUGGAUCUGUACAUUCGCGGGCGGGGCAAGAGCGGCAAGGGCAAGGGGCCGGCGUGCUCGUUCGCGGCGCAGCUGCUGGGGUGGCACGCGGACCGCCUUGACGUGGCGGCGAUUAAAAGGCGACACGGGCUCAAGGCGCUCUUCGCGCUCUCGUCCACCGGCGUGCGCGGGUUAGAGCUGGUGGCGAACCCGCGGAACGGACUGUCGCUGACGACCUACACGGGCAAGCCCGGCAGCAGAAUUACGCUGGACGGGGAACCGCAGAGGGAGGCGCGCGCGUUAGAGCUGGUGAGGAACCCGCGGAACGGGCGGUCGCUGACGACUUAUACCGGCAAGCCAGGCAGCCGAAUCCCGCUCGAUGGGGAACCAAAGUUAUGCGAUUGUGAGGGCAAGCGGGCGGGGAGUUGCGGGCUCCUGGGGGGUGCUGAGGGGUGCUGGGAGGCGCGGGGGUUUGAGCUGGUGGGGAACCCGCGGAACGGAUUGUCGCUGACGACAUACACGGGCAAGCCGGGCAGCCGAAUCGCCCUUGAUGCGGAUCCGCAGGUGUGCUUCUGA
This is a messenger RNA of Closterium sp. NIES-65, 843 nucleotides long. NCBI's taxonomy places the organism in Eukaryota, Viridiplantae, Streptophyta, Zygnematophyceae, Desmidiales, Closteriaceae. The record is from the annotation of a GenBank genome assembly.